Messenger RNA from Drosophila guanche, 1826 nucleotides. Its product is annotated as nucleoside diphosphate-linked moiety X motif 19. Gene Ontology annotation, cellular component: mitochondrion. The transcript has 5 exons. The record is from RefSeq and is a predicted model, not a curated record. Bases 60 to 1142 code for a protein of 360 amino acids. Gene Ontology annotation, molecular function: hydrolase activity, acting on acid anhydrides, in phosphorus-containing anhydrides. Lineage: Eukaryota; Metazoa; Arthropoda; Insecta; Diptera; Drosophilidae.
UAUCGAUGGGCAAACAGCUGAUGGGGAAUAAAACAAUUUGAAAUAUUUUAUGUUUUGUGAUGUCUGCUGCAACUCCUAACAAAUGGCGGACCUCGGCCAGUCUUAUCAUAAUCUCCAAAGAAGCCAACAAGCAACAAGAUUACAAUCUAUUGAUGCUCAAGCGCAGCGAUCCCACAGCGAUCGUUACGAAUCAAACUGUCUUUCCCGGUGGCCUGCUGGACAGCGAGGCAGAUGAAGAUGUUUCCUGGCUGCAGUAUUUCGAAGAGUUCGGUGUGCCACAGGAGGCCUUGAGGCGUCUGGUGCUUCUCCAUGAAAACAGACCAGCCAUACUGGCUCCCCAGGGCACAGGCUGCUACGACCGCUUCUUCAAGCGCUCACACAUUUGGUCGCGGGAGAUAACAUUGCGACUAACUGCUUUGCGGGAGUGCUUUGAAGAGGUUGGAGUUCUCCUGUGUCGCAGUAAAAAUGAACUGGAUUUCGGUAAUAUUGCCUUGCCGAAGGAGCUGCCCGAUCGCGAGGCUUGGCAGCAAAGAGUGCACAACAAGCCCAGCGAAUUCCUGAAGCUGUGUCGGGAGCAGAAGGUGGUGCCGGAUUUGUGGGCCCUACACGAAUGGUCUGCCUGGGCCAGUCCUUCCAUCGUACGCAAAGGCCAUGCUACUGUCUUCUUUAUGACCUUUGUGGACACACUCCCCAGCCUGCUGAAUGAGCCAUCUGAGGUCAAGGAGUCUCUGUGGUUAACACCGUUGGAGUUUCUGAAACUGAACCAAUUGGGGGAAAUCUGGUUUCUGCCACCUCAAUUCUACGAGUUGUCGCGACUUGCUGGAGUUGGGUCUUACAAAUCCCUCCUGGACUUUGCCACAAAACGCAGCAGUCUGGGUACCACCAUGUUCAUGCCUUUACUCUAUGCUUGCGAGGGAUCUAUGGUGUCUGUGUUGCCAGGCGAUGACUACUACUUGCCAGAGCCGCAAUAUGUGGACGGAAUCAUCAGCUUUCCAGGCACCGCUGAUGAGUUUAGGACACGCUCCAAGCACUUGCAUCGGUUCACCUUUGGUGCGAGAGUUGAGAAUCUGGAAAUGAAUAUUCCUCCGCCAAAUGGACACUUGAGACCGCUGAGUGUCUCGGGCGAGCGUCAAAAGCUUUAAUCACAUUCCAUAGACAGAUCCAUCGAGGACAGUGACCUCCCACCCCAGUGACCUGACCCCAUCUGCUUAGCUCUGAUAAGAUACUUAAUGUGGCCUUUCAAAUGGCGUUGGCGUUGGCCUCAAAUUGUUAUGAAAUAAUUCUAAGCGGAUUUGGCUGGGCAUCAAAAUAUCCAAGUGCCCGCUCUGGACGGCAUUAAUUAUAAUUUUAUAGGCGACACUUUAAUUAAAAAACUCUAGUUUAGGUUCAAGUCUGCCAUAAGUUAGCUUAGGAUUGAAGCAAUGUACAUCCAGAGGGGGGGAUGCGCACAUCAAAAGCGCAACUCUAUGCAGAUUCGAGUCCUCCCCCAACCCAAGGCAACCUCAAAUCGAAACGGGAGUGGAAGGGCGAGUGGUUGGCCAGAGAGAGAGUGAGGCAGCACAUGAUUUCAUACCAUUAUGAAUGCAUUUAAAUCACUUUGUGCUCUCCUCCUCCCCACCCAAUUCGUGGUUGUUUGCGCCACCUGCCGUGUGACUUUGUGCGCUUUACAGCCUUGGCUUGGUCCCGUUACCCCAGGCACAGGGAAGACAAGCCGUUUAAAAAUCAAAAACUGAACGAGCUUGCUCCCCACUUCUGUUUGCUUCGUGCCUGCUCGACUGUUUAUUAUGCAUUGUAAAGGACCAACCCUCCACGGGGGGUGUGGGCAC